AUCUCCCGAACUUUCACUAAAUCACAUGAACUUGAAAUACAUAAAAUACAAAAACUAACAAAAUGUGGAACAAGUCGUUCAACCUAGAAAUUGUUUAGGGUCCAUUCCGAAAGACUAUAUUCGUAAUUUCCGUCGCCCCUUCGCCCUUCUCCAGCAUUCACUUUCACAAGAAGAAAUCUCCACCGAGCAGCGAAGCUCCACCCGAUUCGCCCACGACUUUACACAUGUCUAGCCUAGUCGACAGGAACGCUAGAGAUUUUGGUAUAAAACGCUUGAACGGCCAGCAGAAAUGCACCAGUUCUUUAGCUGCCUCAACCACCUCCUCACAUCUCCAACAUGAAGUUCUUCGUUCUCGCUGCCGUCUUCGCCGUUGCUGCCGCCAGCUCUUACAAGGCUGCCGAAUACGCACCCAAAUACGAAGCUAAAUACGAGGAAGUCACUUAUGCCCCCCAGCCAUACAGCUUCGAAUACGACGUCCAGGAUAAGGAAUCUUACAACGACUUUGUCCACUCCGAGAAAUCCGACUACAACGUCGUCACCGGAUCUUACCGUGUUGCUCUUCCCGAUGGCCGCACCCAAAUCGUCUCCUACAAGGCUGACGCUUCCGGAUACAACGCCGAUGUGAAAUACGAAGGCGAAGCUCAGUACCCCGAAGAGCCCAAAUACAAGGCUGCUUCCUACCCUGCCCCAGCCUACUCUGCCCCGGCCUACAAAGCCCCAGCUUACCCUGCUGCCCCAGCCUACCCCGCCCCAGCUUACAAAGCCCCAGCCUACCCCGCUCCCACAUACAAGGCUCCCGAAUACAAAGCCCCCGCCCCUGCCUACAAGGCUCCCACUUACUCCGCUCCCGCAUACAAAGCUCCCGUUUACACCGCUCCUGCCUACAAAGCCCCAGCCUACAAGCCCGCUCCUGCCUACCCUAAAUACUAGGUUCACUUUAUUCCUUCAAACAAUUGUCAACACGAAUAAUUUAAUGUAAAAUUGGGAGUCAAAGAUAUAUGAGGGCAUCUAUAGGUAAUCUAUAGAAGUCCAAAUUAUUUAUCAAAUAAAAUUUUACAAUAAAAAAAUCAUUCUUA
This is a messenger RNA of Daphnia pulex (common water flea), 1076 nucleotides long. RefSeq names its product adhesive plaque matrix protein-like. NCBI's taxonomy places the organism in Eukaryota, Metazoa, Arthropoda, Branchiopoda, Diplostraca, Daphniidae. The transcript is spliced from 3 exons. Bases 337 to 930 code for a protein of 197 amino acids. The record is from RefSeq and is a predicted model, not a curated record. Gene Ontology annotation, cellular component: extracellular matrix.